Messenger RNA from Jatropha curcas, 1520 nucleotides. It is a transcript of the gene FYPP3, whose product is annotated as flower-specific, phytochrome-associated protein phosphatase 3. The record is from RefSeq and is a predicted model, not a curated record. Lineage: Eukaryota; Viridiplantae; Streptophyta; Magnoliopsida; Malpighiales; Euphorbiaceae. Gene Ontology annotation, molecular function: protein serine/threonine phosphatase activity.
AUUUUUGCUUUUUAAAUAGGAAAGAAAUAUAAAUAGGAAAAAAAUUAAAUAAAAAAAUAAAAAAAGCGAAAACAAUAAAAAGUUGCUCUCCGUCUCGUCUCCUCUCCUCUCUGUCGCUGGAGUUUUCAUUUUUCUUUUUGACUUUCUUUGGUUGUGUUGUUGUUCUUUACUUUAAUAUAGGUGGAAGAUAAACACGAGUGAGUAAGAGACGGUCCAAAUCCGAAGAUAGAAUAGAACUACGAUAAAGAGAGAUGGAUUUGGAUCAGUGGAUUGUCAAGGUGAAGGAAGGGCAGCAUCUGUUAGAGGACGAGCUUCAACUUCUCUGCGAAUAUGUAAAAGAGAUCCUCAUCGAGGAGUCCAAUGUGCAGCCAGUUAACAGUCCAGUGACUGUUUGUGGCGAUAUUCAUGGACAGUUUCAUGAUUUAAUGAAACUUUUCCAGACUGGAGGCCACGUUCCUGAGACAAAUUACAUAUUUAUGGGAGAUUUCGUGGAUCGAGGUUACAAUAGUCUUGAAGUUUUCACUAUUCUUUUGCUUCUCAAAGCAAGAUAUCCAGCUAAUAUCACACUUUUGCGUGGAAAUCAUGAGAGUAGGCAACUAACUCAGGUAUAUGGUUUCUAUGAUGAGUGCCAAAGGAAGUAUGGAAAUGCCAAUGCAUGGCGAUAUUGUACUGAUGUCUUUGAUUAUCUAACACUCUCAGCAAUCAUUGAUGGCACUGUGCUUUGUGUCCAUGGUGGUCUUUCUCCUGACAUCCGAACAAUCGAUCAGAUAAGAGUAAUCGAACGCAAUUGUGAAAUUCCACAUGAAGGGCCAUUCUGUGAUCUAAUGUGGAGUGAUCCUGAAGAUAUUGAAACAUGGGCAGUCAGUCCCCGAGGAGCAGGUUGGCUAUUUGGAUCCAGGGUGACUUCUGAGUUCAACCACAUUAACAAUCUUGAUCUGGUUUGCCGAGCACACCAACUGGUACAAGAAGGUCUUAAGUACAUGUUUCAAGACAAAGGCUUAGUAACUGUCUGGUCUGCACCAAAUUACUGUUAUCGUUGCGGGAAUGUAGCUUCGAUAUUGAGCUUCAAUGAGAACAUGGAAAGAGAAGUGAAAUUUUUCACUGAAACAGAGGAGAACAACCAGAUGAGAGGACCUAGGACUGGAGUUCCUUAUUUCUUAUGAUGAAGGAGUCCUUGGGUGCAUUUCUUGUAAAAUUUGCUGAAGCAUUGUGACCGCAUAUUGUGGGAGAGUUGUAAUGGGGAGGUCAGGAGAAAUACGACCUUAUUACAUGCUUUGCAGGCAGACCGCGCAUUUGCUUGAGUGGACAUUUUCUACACUCUGGGCUACUUUCAAGAUUUGUGGCUUGUGUAUUAGGCCUCCUAAUUGUUUACAUUGUUUUUUAUUAGAUGACAGCUCUUUUUUUUCCCCCCUUCCUAAGUGCACUCAAAGUUCUUUAUCGUACCCAAUGCCUUGGAAUUCAGUGUGUAUUAGUCUUUAUAUUACUUCAUUAAUUCUCAGAUGCAGUUGAUUUCAUUCCAA